AUGAUCAGUGAUUAUGGAGGCUCUGUCAUUUGCCCCUACUGCCGUACCUCUACUUCCAUUCUGUCAGGGCAAACAAACCAGGAUCAAAGAGGCAGCCAGCAACCAGUGUUACAAAACCUAAAGACUUCCUUGUCUCAGAAGAGGGCCCUAGACACACAAGAUCACCACUGCAGUUCUGAGGAUGAAUCUCCACAAUGUGUUCAUGGGGGAAAGCAAGCAAAGAUUUACAAGGCAGCAAGACGUGUGCUUUUACCCCUGGCAUCCAGUCCCAGUUCUGAUGACGCCACAUACAUAGGGAGUCCACAACGGCAUGACAUUGACCAUGCCUCAGAUGAAGACUUAUCCUCAGCCCAGAGAACGGUACUUCAUUCUCCCUUGAAGAAGCUGACGGGUGAUAAGACUGAUCAUGGCAUGGCACCUAAAAUGAAUGAAAUCAUGUCAGCCCUUCAUGACCUGCCAGAAAUGAUUAAAUUAAUGAGGGAGUGUGUGGAGUGUGUCCGGGCAUUGAUGUCCUCGUUCGGGGGGACCCCUUCAUCUGCAAUGUCAUCUUCUUCUGUGGACAGUGCAAUUGAAAUGCACCCCUUGGCAGGCAGCACAGUGACAGUUUCAAAGAGGGCCUUCCUGCGGCUGAAUAGAUCUCGCAUGACCAUUUUUGCCCAGGAGCUGGCUGUCCUGGUAUUCACAAAGGAGGGCCUUGCACAGUCCACCCUAACUGGAAAGUCUGGGAGGGGGGGGCCGCCAAAAACACAGCUUGAUGUCGCCAAAGUGCAGGCUAUUACAGACGCUGUUCUUCUGGAGUUUCCACAGACAAGUGUCUCUGAUGUGCGCACGGCCAUCAGACGAAAGUGUAACAAUGAGCAGUUCAGCCAAAAAAAAGGAACAUAAUGUGUGGUGUGCGUGUUUCUGUAUGGUGCGAGGGGUUAAGGGUGCAAUAAUAAGGAAUGUUGUU
Messenger RNA from Etheostoma spectabile (orangethroat darter), 949 nucleotides. RefSeq lists its product as uncharacterized. Gene Ontology annotation, molecular function: transcription corepressor activity; DNA binding. Bases 1 to 885 code for a protein of 294 amino acids. Lineage: Eukaryota; Metazoa; Chordata; Actinopteri; Perciformes; Percidae. The record is from RefSeq and is a predicted model, not a curated record. Gene Ontology annotation, cellular component: nucleus. The transcript has 8 exons. Gene Ontology annotation, biological process: positive regulation of neuron differentiation; negative regulation of Notch signaling pathway.